UUUCUGACAGAAAGAAGAGAGCGCUGCAGAAGAAGGAUGUGGAUGUCCGCAGGAGAAUUGAACUUAUUCAGGAUUUUGAAAUGCCCACAGUGUGUACCACUAUUAAGGUGUCAAAAGAUGGCCAGUAUAUUCUAGCAACUGGGACAUAUAAACCCCGUGUUCGUUGUUAUGACACCUAUCAAUUAUCCUUGAAGUUUGAGAGAUGUUUAGAUUCAGAAGUUGUCACCUUUGAAAUUUUGUCUGAUGACUAUUCAAAGAUUGUCUUCUUACAUAAUGACAGAUACAUUGAAUUUCAUUCACAAUCAGGAUUUUACUAUAAAACCAGAAUACCAAAGUUUGGAAGAGAUUUCUCUUAUCACUAUCCAUCCUGUGACCUGUACUUCGUUGGCGCAAGCUCUGAAGUUUAUAGAUUAAACUUAGAACAAGGACGGUACCUGAAUCCUCUACAAACUGAUGCUGCAGAGAAUAAUGUUUGUGACAUAAAUUCAGCGCAUGGCUUAUUUGCCACUGGAACAAUAGAGGGCCGAGUGGAAUGCUGGGACCCGCGAAUGCGCAACAGAGUUGGUGUGUUAGAUUGCGCCCUGAGUAGUGUCACAGCAGAUUCAGAGAUAAGCAGCUUGCCGACCAUCUCCGCUUUGAAAUUUAAUGGCGCUUUGACUAUGGCUGUUGGGACGUCCACGGGGCAGGUUUUACUUUAUGAUCUUCGGUCUGAUAAGCCAUUGCUGGUUAAGGAUCACCAAUAUGGGCUGCCCAUUAAGUCAAUUCAUUUCCAGGACUCACUAGAUUUGAUUUUGUCUGCAGACUCCCGAAUUAUCAAAAUGUGGAAUAAGAACUCAGGGAAAAUAUUUACUUCUUUGGAGCCAGAGCAUGACCUUAAUGAUGUAUGCCUCUAUCCCAACUCAGGAAUGCUUCUUACUGCCAAUGAAACUCCCAAGAUGGGCAUCUAUUACAUUCCGGUCUUGGGUCCCGCUCCAAGGUGGUGCUCCUUUUUGGAUAACUUGACAGAGGAAUUGGAAGAGAAUCCAGAGAGCACAGUUUAUGAUGAUUACAAAUUUGUCACCAAGAAAGACCUUGAAAACUUAGGGCUCACACAUCUCAUCGGAUCGCCUUUUCUCCGGGCAUACAUGCAUGGGUUUUUCAUGGAUAUAAGACUCUACCACAAGGUGAAAUUGAUGGUAAAUCCAUUUGCUUAUGAAGAGUACAGGAAAGAUAAAAUUCGACAGAAGAUAGAAGAAACACGUGCACAGAGAGUCCAGCUCAAGAAAUUGCCAAAAGUGAACAAAGAGCUGGCCCUUAAGUUAAUUGAAGAAGAAGAAGAGAAGCAGAAAUCUACAUUUAAAAAGAAAGUGAAGAGCCUUCCUAAUAUUCUCACUGAUGAUCGAUUUAAAGUUAUGUUUGAGAACCCUGACUUCCAAGUCGAUGAAGAAAGUGAAGAAUUUAGGCUUUUGAACCCACUUGUUUCAAAAAUAAGUGAGAAAAGGAAGAAGAAACUAAGACUUUUAGAGCAACAAGAACUUCGUGAAAAAGAAGAAGAGGAAGAACUGGAAGGAAAACCAAGUGAUGCAGAAAGCUCAGAAAGUUCCGAUGAUGAAAAGGGCUGGGUGGAAGAGGUCAGGAAGCAGCGUCGACUUCUGCAGCAGGAGGAGAGAGAGAAGCGGCGGGAGCAGCUGAAGGAGGACCAGCAGACGGUGCUGAGGCCUCAGUUCUAUGAGAUCAAAGCAGGAGAAGAGUUCAGAAGCUUCAAAGAUUCUGCCACAAAGCAGAAACUGAUGAAUAAAACCCUGGAAGAUCGUUUGAAACUCGAAGCAAAAAAUGGAACAUUGAGUGUAUCUGACACCACUGUUGGCAGCAAGCAAUUGACAUUCACAUUAAAGAGGUCGGAACAGCAAAAGAAGCAGCAGGAGGCUGAGAAACUGCACCGACAAGAGAGGAAGAAGCUUCGCCGGUCAGCUGGUCACCUGAGGUCCAGACCCAGAAGAGGCCGGUCCUUUCAUUGAGCGUGGAAGGGACUCUGUUUGGGGCCAGGAAGCACCACUGAGCCCAGCUGUGGGUCAGAGGGAAGCCCAGACAAGGAUACCAGCUGGCCCCCCACAGCGCUUCUUUUCUAUGUUGUUGCCCCCUUACAAAUACUGUCCUUCCUGGUUUAACUGAGUAGACCAGAUCCUCCUUGAGCAUUGCAGAAGGUGACCCUGAAACGAAAGGUUUGCCCUGUGCCGAAAGCGAAGAUUGUCAUGUCUUAGGAGCUUCUUGCCUUGUAACGGCCACUGCGCUCACUGGCGGACCUCUGCAGUCUCCUCCUGGUUUGCUGGCAGCGCAUCCUGGCCCUGCUCGCAUUUUUAAGUUUGUGUGGACAGGUUUGUUUGCCUGCCUCUGUGUUUGGGAUAUUUUCAAAACUAUUUUUAUACUAACAGGACAAAUAAUGGUAAUAGUAACAAGUGGGAGCUACUGGCUAUUUUAAUGUGACACAAGGUUAUUUUUCUGAUUAAGUACAAUUGGGGAUUAACUUGAUGGGAGGAGCGUAUAACAAUAAAUGCUUUCAUUUGGGUGGCUUCUUUAAGAAAGAUCCUUGCCUUAGUUAAUUUUUGAGAUUAACAUUGGAAUUCAUGGUUUGGAAGGUAUCUUUUUUAUUUUUUUUUAAUUUGCUGGUCUGGGACUUGAACUCAG
Messenger RNA from Dipodomys ordii (Ord's kangaroo rat), 2664 nucleotides. RefSeq names its product nucleolar protein 10 (gene Nol10). The transcript is spliced from 20 exons. NCBI's taxonomy places the organism in Eukaryota, Metazoa, Chordata, Mammalia, Rodentia, Heteromyidae. The record is from RefSeq and is a predicted model, not a curated record. Gene Ontology annotation, biological process: maturation of SSU-rRNA from tricistronic rRNA transcript (SSU-rRNA, 5.8S rRNA, LSU-rRNA). Gene Ontology annotation, cellular component: nucleolus; 90S preribosome; small-subunit processome. Gene Ontology annotation, molecular function: protein binding. Bases 81 to 1997 code for a protein of 638 amino acids.